AUGUCCUUCCUAGGAUUCGGCGGUCAACCACAGCUUAACUCACAACAAAAGGUUUCAGCAGCUGAAGCUGAGCUUGAUUUGGUAACCGAUAUGUUCAACAAGCUAGUGGAUAACUGCCAUAAGAAGUGCGUGCAAGCAUCUUACAACGAGGGCGAGCUCAACAAAACGGAGUCCUCUUGCAUCGACAGAUGUGUAUCGAAGUAUUUCGAGACAAACGUCAAAGUUGGUGAAAACAUGCAAAAACUGGGCAACGCCUUCGGAAACGCUGGUAAAUUCUAG
This is a messenger RNA of Lachancea meyersii CBS 8951, 279 nucleotides long. The record is from the annotation of a GenBank genome assembly. Lineage: Eukaryota; Fungi; Ascomycota; Saccharomycetes; Saccharomycetales; Saccharomycetaceae.